UCGUGUUGAGGUAAAGAUGCCUCGAAAAUCCAGCACUUCGAAGAAGUCUCAGCAGUUAAAAAGGAAUCCAAAAAGGAAGAUGAGUGACAGUCAAGUGGAGUUUUCAGAGGAAGAGGUUAGAAACACAGUGAAAAAAACUAAAAAUCCAAGGAACCUGCCUUCUGAAGAGUCCCUUCUGUCACCAGAGACAGGACAUAGUGACCUGAAACGGGUCAGGAUACCAUCUAGCAAGAGAAAAACCUGGAAGCCUCUUUCUCAGAACAGCAAAAGCCACUUUCGUGGUUUGAUGGAAUCUGUAAUAAUAGCAGUGUUGAGUAAAAAGAUAAAAGAGGGCGAGCAAAUUCAGCAUCAUCUGAACUCCCUGAAGAGAAGAUUGCUUCAACUGUGUGAAACCCUGGAUGUUCCUCCCCAAAAGCUAGAAGAUGUAGGGAGUGUGUCAGAUACACUGAAAAUGGAGCACGCACAGCUCAGAACUAAUGAAGAAAGUCUGAAGUCAUUGCAGGAAGAAAUAGAUAAGAUAGUAGAGACAACAGAAUCAAUGACUAGGAAUAUUCAGAACCUAACAAAUGAAAUUCAAAUUCUGACAAGUGAAGUGGAAGAGGAGGACAAGAAUAUGAAGCAGUUGUUUCAGAUAGAUAGUAGUGGAGAACUCUAUCUUCCAGAACUUUAUCAGAGGAGUCUUAAGGCGCCCACACUUCAGGACGAAAUUUUGGCAUUAAUCCCGAACAAGAAUACUCUUCUGAAAGAUAUAAAUACUCUCCAUAAUUCACCCCAGGCUAGGAACGUGCUGACUUUCAUUGAAGAAGCCUACAAGAAACUAGAUGGCAUGUAAACAGUUGUUGUUUUUGUGUUGGAUUUUUUUCUAGAUCAUUCUAUGUAAAUUUCAUACUCAUGAUUUUGUUAAACUAUUGAUCCCUGGUUAAGACAGUAGAGACUUGAGUCUUUCUUCUUCAGUAUUUGUCUUCUCCUAAUGUGCACUUCACAAUCAGCCUGUGUUAGUCCACGACCAACAUCUAGUAUCGUCCUGAGAGCUUUGUUGUCAGCAGUCGCCAAGUCUACUGUAUCUCCAGCUACUUACCUGAAACAAUAGUGGCCACAGGUUUAAAAUAAGUGAGAAGGACUCGUUCACUGAGUAGUGUAGUGGAAUUGUAAUACUAGGUCUUAAUGUUAGUAAAGUAUUCAUAGUAAGAGGAAAAGAACACAGUAUGGAUGUUACAUGAAUGUUUGCUGUCAGUAUUCUUGUAGCUGUUAACUUGCAUUUUCUGUCUGGUCAUCUGAAAGAUGACAAAUCCCCAAAGGUCAUUUCGCUUAUAUAACUCCUUUUACAUGUUUAUUUAUUUUAUUAGCAAUUUAAUAAUGAUCGGCAAGAUCGUGGGAUAAGAGGGGGCCAGUUCCACACAGUCCUCAGCCUCAAAGUUCCUCACCCAUCCCCAUCCUCUCCAUUGGAAGCUUCCCUGUUCCUUAUCCCGUGGGUGUAUGAACAUGUUAUUUCGUAGCACUACUGUAAAUAGAUGCUGAAUAUUUAUUUUUUGGAACACUUUUCCUUUAUCGGGGGAUUAAUGUUUUACAUUAACUUAGCCUUUAUUUUGUCAUCAGAGCAUACUUUUACUUCAUAAAAUUAAGGUGGAAACUAAGCACAUAUGUUUUUUUAAAGCAAAAACCGAGUAACACACCUUUCUUUGUAAACCCUUAUUGUGACAGACAUCUACAUGUUAAUAAAUUUGUUACCUUAAAUAUUUUAAAAGUCAUUUCUAGCUACAGUGUAUAAAUUGUAUGCAUUUGUAAAAUAAAAUAUUUUACUGAA
Messenger RNA from Erinaceus europaeus (western European hedgehog), 1804 nucleotides. RefSeq names its product centromere protein Q (gene CENPQ). The transcript is spliced from 8 exons. The record is from RefSeq and is a predicted model, not a curated record. The coding region runs from base 17 to 832 and encodes 271 amino acids. NCBI's taxonomy places the organism in Eukaryota, Metazoa, Chordata, Mammalia, Eulipotyphla, Erinaceidae.